AUGGAGAUCUUUCAACAUACUCUCUUGUACCUCGAUAUUGAAACAUUGGUCAAUGUUCGCCGCUGCUCUCAGCAUUGCAGAUUAGCAGUCACUUCCACUCUAGAGUGGAAGGAGGUAAUUGAAAAUGCACCAGACGCAUUACGCGCCAUUUUAAGCACCGAAAUGGGUUCUCAUAUUACGCUGCUCAAGUUACAUCAGGCCCUAACAAACCCUGAAUGCGAAUUUUGUGUUGAGAAUUCAAACGGUCCUGAAUAUCUGGAUGACGAGAAAGUCCUUGGUGGUUUCUUAUCACUUCUCGAAGGAAAGCGCGCUUGCGCCUAUUGUCUCCGCAAUGAUGUUUCUCUUAGAACUGUCCAUUAUAUCGAUCUAGUCCGACUCCAGUUACGCCCCGAUACUGCAGUAAGUUUUCGAUUCGACAAGGUAUACCCAAAAUUACGAACGAUCCCAGGAUGGUACGGCCACAAAAGAUACAAGAUGGCGGAGCGUCUGGUUCUCGUCCCCUUGAGCAGCAUCGAAAUGAUCACCGGAAAACCACUCAACGCCUGCGAUACAAGCGUGUUGCAGCACUCACCACAUGAAGUCCCCAUUCCUCGUCAUCCAUACGAAGAGCGUGGUCGCAUGAAUAAACAGCUCGGUCCCCACAAUGGAUAUAUUGGAUUCGAACGCAACGAAGAUGUAGCCCGACGCUACAUGACCGCUAUCGAAUUUUCCUUCUUCGGCAAAACCAAAAUUUAUCCCAACCACAAAAGCCGCGCCACUUUUCACCGCUGCGUAGAAUGUUUGUUGCAAGAACGCUACCACGGAAUGCAAUUUCUCGAAUCAUUUCAGCAGGGUGAUGCCGAUGAAGUAAUCAUAGCCUGUGCGGGAAAUAUCUAUAAGCGAGAGACGAGACAGUGGCUUAAUGAUGUUAAAGCCGAGAAGAGACAUGCGAGGAGGUUUCACGAGGUGAUUGAAGAAGACGAACGAGAUUGGAGAGUAGGUAUAGAUGCGCCAGUCUUCAAUUUGAAGGAUCCCGAGACUUGGAAGAUAUUAAGAUUGCACGGCUAUGGUGAGGUUACUCCAAAUCCUUAA
Molecule: messenger RNA, 1071 nt
Organism: Sclerotinia borealis F-4128
Lineage: Eukaryota; Fungi; Ascomycota; Leotiomycetes; Helotiales; Sclerotiniaceae
Source: the annotation of a GenBank genome assembly